GGGGAUUGUUUACGUCUCGGGCGGAGCGGAAAGUGGGUCAGGGCCCGCGGACCCCAGCAGCGGCAGCAGGUGAACGGCGCCCGGUCCGGCUUGGCCGGCCGGCGCAGCGCUAACCUUGCGGAAUAGGAGGCCAGCCUCUCUUUGUCUUUGUGGGAUCGGCGCGGGCCGGCCGGGUUGCGGCUUAAGGGUCGGGCACUACCUGCAGCGUUGCCGGAAGCCGAGGUCGGUGAACAGCAGCCCUAGGCCCUAAGGGUGGCAAGGGGGCCGGCCGCGGCCUGGAGCAGCCUGCCCGGGCAUUCACUUGGUCCUGUUCACCAUGGCGAGGCGACCCCGGAGCAGCAGGGCAUGGCAUUUCGUCCUCAGCGCAGCCCGCCGAGACGCGGAUGCCAGGGCUGUAAGCCUGGCAAGCACCCCUAACUGGGGCUACGACUCUGAUGGGCAGCACAGUGACUCGGAUUCCGAACCAGAGUACUCAUCUCUGCCACCAUCCAUUCCCAGUGCUGUACCUGUGACAGGGGAGUCGUUCUGUGACUGCGAGGGACAGAGUGAGGCUGCCUUCUGCAGCAGUCUGCACAUGGCCCACCGUGGCAAGGACUGCCGCUGUGGAGAGGAGGAUGAAUAUUUUGAUUGGGUCUGGGAUGACCUAAAUAAGUCAUCAGCCACCCUGCUUAGCUGUGAUAACCGCAAGGUCAGCUUCCACAUGGAGUACAGUUGUGGUACUGCAGCUAUUCGGGGUACCAAGGAGCUGGGAGAUGGCCAACACUUCUGGGAGAUUAAGAUGACCUCACCUGUCUAUGGCACUGAUAUGAUGGUGGGCAUUGGAACAUCAGAUGUGGACCUGGACAAGUAUCAGCACACAUUCUGCAGCCUUCUUGGUAGGGAUGAGGACAGCUGGGGCCUGUCCUAUACAGGGCUUCUUCAUCAUAAGGGCGACAAGACAAGUUUUUCCUCGAGGUUUGGCCAGGGCUCCAUCAUUGGUGUGCACCUGGAUACCUGGCACGGGACACUGACCUUCUUUAAGAACAGGAAGUGCAUAGGGGUGGCGGCCACUCGGCUACAGAACAAGAAGUUUUACCCAAUGGUGUGCUCCACAGCAGCAAAGAGUAGCAUGAAGGUGAUCCGUUCUUGCGCUAGCAUGACCUCCUUGCAGUACCUAUGCUGCUACCGCCUGCGGCAGCUGCGACCAAACUCAGGAGACACCCUUGAGGGCCUGCCCCUGCCACCUGGCCUUAAGCAGGCCCUAUACAACAAGUUGGGCUGGGUACUGAGCAUGAACUGCAGCCACAAGCCUGCUGUGUCCUCACCUAGGGCAGCAGAUCUGACCAGCCCCAGCAGCCCAGAGACCAGGCCCUGCCAGAGAAAACGCUGCCGACGGACCUGAUUUUAUUUCUUGAUGAAGACUGCCUUCUCAGCCUGUGACUAGCAUUCUCUCCCUCCCUGGCUUCUUUCCAUCCAGCAGGAGAGAGGAGAGCUGGGCUGAAAUCAUCUCUCCCAGGGCCAAGACAGUCUUUUCUUCAGGGGCCCCAGGGCCCCAGGCUGCCAGUCCACCCAGCUGCCUGAGCUGGGCAGGGCACAAGCCAUACCUGUGCCCUUGUGUCUCCCUCUUGAGUGUCUUGGGAGGAGCAGCCUGAGUACCUCUGGACCCAGACUGGGAGCCAGGGGCACAGGUGUCUGCUGCCCCAGAAAGAGAAGGGUUCUGCUGGAGCUUAGUUCUUUCUGUUCCUGCCAGACCUGGAUUUUUUCUUAGCUUGCUUUGCAUGUUGUCAGCUGCUGCGCCUGUCACAGAGACUUUAAUUGUCACAAAUGCCCACACAGCUGUAAGAUUAAAGAGUCCAUCUCAAGGC
This is a messenger RNA of Cavia porcellus (domestic guinea pig), 1844 nucleotides long. RefSeq names its product splA/ryanodine receptor domain and SOCS box containing 3 (gene Spsb3). The transcript has 7 exons. Lineage: Eukaryota; Metazoa; Chordata; Mammalia; Rodentia; Caviidae. The record is from RefSeq and is a predicted model, not a curated record. Gene Ontology annotation, biological process: proteasome-mediated ubiquitin-dependent protein catabolic process. Gene Ontology annotation, cellular component: SCF ubiquitin ligase complex. Bases 317 to 1381 code for a protein of 354 amino acids. Gene Ontology annotation, molecular function: protein binding.